GCGGCUGGAGGGCGCCUGGCCGCGCGGGUCUUCGGGCGCGCCCAGGAAUAAAAUGGAAGGAGAACCAAGCCUCCUGGAAGGCCACACUCCCGAUUUUGCCAAGAAAAAGAAAAAGCAUUCGGUACACAAGGAAGGGCAUCACAGACACCCCCACAAAAGUUUCAGAGACCCCCUCCUGGCAGAGGAGCAGUCUCACGUACCCAAGAGUCACAAAAAAAGGAAGGAUUUCCAGGAUCUCGAUGAGGCUGAGCAGGCCGCGUCUCUGCCCUCAAAAAAGAAAAAGAGAAGAACUAGUGUUGUGGGUGUAGACGAGGCAGCAGGCGUGACCUGUGUCCUGGUGGAUAAAGAAAACACAGAGAACGUGUGGCAGCGCUUGAGAAGGGAUGUGGAUGUGAUUUACAUUGAUGCGAGCAAGGAGUUCAAGGCAGCAGAGGAGCCGAAGGUGGUCAAACUUUCACUUACUGAGUCCCAGAAGAACGAGGCAGAAGAACAGCGUGAUAAAGUGAGAGCAAGAAAGAGUAAAAAGCAUCGGAGGAAUGUCGACUCCUACGAAGCUGGCGCACAUGGGAGCCUUGGCCUGCCCCGGUGCGAAUCACCCCAGCAGGGACCCCUGCUGUCUGGGCGUCCAGGAAGUGAAAUGGCAUCAUUGCCAGGGUCUGCUAAGAAAAGCAAGUCUAAGAAAAAAAAGAGAAAAAUUCCAAAGAAUCAGGAGUGUGACAUGGGGGUCGGGCCUGAGAGCCUAGAGCGAUUGUGCACAGAAGGAUCGCCAGCAGCCUCUGAGGCUGGGGCCGAUGGAGGCAAGAGAGAACCUAGAAGCCGAAAGAAAAAGCGUAAGAAGAGGAAGCAGAGGUCUAUUGCGGGCACCCUGGCAGCAGGUGGUGAAGAGAGCCGGGAUGGCGCGUCCUGGGACCCACGGCACAGUGCUGGUGCCCAGCCUGGAGGGAGCGCGAAGCCCAGGCCACAGGAGCAGAGCCCAGCCAGCUGGCAAGAGGCGCAGAGCUUAGAACCUGUGGAGGAAGAAGAAAACACUUUGGAAUCAGCUAAAGGUUCUGAAACAAAAUACUCCUCUGAAGAGUCAAGAGCCUCCGAUGGCAUAGACGUGGAUUUGGACUCCGCCACGAAGCAGCUCCAAGAGUUCAUCCCCGACAUCAAGGAGCGGGCCGCCACUACCAUUAAGCGCAUGUAUCGGGAUGACUUGGGACGCUUUAAAGAAUUUAAAGCACAGGGUGUUGCUAUUAAAUUUGGCAAGUUUUCUGCAAAGGAAAAUAAGCAGUUAGAACAAAACGUGCAAGAGUUCCUGUCCCUAACAGGAAUUGAGAAUGCGGACAAGCUGCUGUACACAGACAGAUACCCGGAGGAGAAGUCCAUCAUCACCGAUUUAAAGAGGAAAUACGCCUUCCGGGUGCACAUUGGUAAGGGCAUUGCCCGGCCCUGGAAACUCGUUUACUAUCGAGCAAAGAAGAUGUUCGAUGUCAAUAAUUACAAAGGCAGGUAUAGUAAAGGAGAAACCGAGAAGUUGAAGAUCUACCACUCCCUCCACGGAAAUGACUGGAAGAAGAUUGGUGAGAUGGUGGCUCGAAGUAGCCUCUCGGUGGCCCUGAAGUUCUCCCAGAUCAGCAGUGAAAGAAAUCAUGGUCCUUGGAGUAAGGCGGAAACCCAGAAACUAAUCAAGGCCGUUGAAGAAGUGAUUCUGAAGAAAAUGUCUCCCCAGGAGUUAAAAGAGGUGGAUUCUAAACUUCAGGAAAAUACCGAAGGUUGCCUGUCCAUUGUUCGGGAGAAACUCUACAAGGGCAUCUCCUGGGUAGAAGUAGAAGCCAAAGUAGAAACGAGGAACUGGAUGCAGUGUAAAAGUAAGUGGACUGAAAUUCUAACGAAGAGGAUGACGAAAGGCCACGACGUGUACCGUGGCGUUAAUGCCCUGCAGGCCAAGAUUAACCUGAUCGAAAGGUUAUAUGAAAUAAAUGUGGAAGACGCUAAUGAAGUGGACUGGGAAGAUCUUGCCAGUACCAUCGGGGACGUUCCUCCAUCUUACGUCCAAAGUAAGUUUUAUAAGCUGAAAGCUACGUGUGUUCCCUUCUGGCAGAAGAAGACUUUCCCAGAGAUCAUAGACUACCUUUAUGAGACCAGUCUCCCUUUGCUGAAGGAGAAGUUAGAGAAGACGAUGGAGAGAAAGGGCACUGAAGUCCGGGCCCCCGCAGUGCCCAGGCAGGUCUUCCUGUUCAGAGACAUCUUCCACCGCGACGACAGCAGCGAGGGGGAGGACGCCAGCCAGGACGGUUAGGGCGCCGGCCGCCUCCGCCGUCCUGGGCUCUCCGGCGCCUGGCUGUGUGCCCGAGAGCUGUCGGUGCCCAUGGCCGUUCACGGUGGCCAGCAGGAGGGCAUGAGAACGAUAGCCUGUGGUGCGGGACAUUAAAAAUUAAUAUAUUCAUAGCAAGUGUGACUGAAAGAGGAGCCCUUGUGCUGAUUUAAAUUUCAGUGCCAUUAGACUGAAAAUCGUCAGCUGGUAGUGGUUUUGUAAAACGAGUAUCCCAGUCCCCGAUGACUGUAGCAGGGGGUGGGGACACCCCGGGGACGUGUCAGCACGUGGCUCAGCUGUGAGUGGACUGAAGACCGGGAGCGUGAUGGCUUCAGGAAUGCACGCACUUUUGCUUUUUCCCUGUGUGUGCAUGUGUGCGUGUGUGUGCUCAGGGUGUGUACGUCUUAACGGUGCUGGGUGGGAACUGUGGGCCUGGGUCCUCUCUUGCUACAAGGGACCACCGGUGUGUCUUGCCUACCACCGUGUGUGUCUGGUCACGUUGAGGGCUACGUGGCUUCACCCAGGACGCCCUGUCAGAGCCAGUCACUGGCUUCACCUGCUGUUUCGCUGGGAAAUCCAACCCAAGCCAGCAGUCUCUCCUCUUGUUUGGCUGUUUUUGUCUUGGGAAAGGUGCCGUGUGGGCUCUGGGCACAGCUCACACCUAGUGGAAUUUCCAGAAUAAUUUUCACAUUGGGCCAGUUCAUCGGUCAGAUAAAACCACCCUGAGAUUUCACACAGGGAUUCAGUAUAGGGGCUGUGGGCCGCAAAACUGAUCAACAGGAUGGAAGAGGAAGGGUGGAUUGCCCAGUGAUGGGGAGGCAAGGGGCAGCCGCUGCACCCCCAGCCCCUCACGGCCUGCAAACCCUUGGACAGGCCUGUGCUCCCGACCCUUCUCUGCCACACACCCUCAGCAGGAACCUAUUUCUCCUUGGGACACAGCAGCUUCUGCCCCUCCUGCCUUGUAGUUCUCACCAGUCCCUCCCCAGGGGGGGCCCUUGCCAGACCCUGCUGUUGGUGAGGGAAAUAAAGUAUCCGGGCUUCCAGCCGCAGCUGUGGAGGGGAGCACGCAGAGGCUGUGCUCUGAGACGUUCCUGUGGUGUCAUGCAUGUGAUGUGCUUAGUGCCAAGCCGGGCAUCUCCCCGUACCUGCCCCCACUGGAGAGAACUCUGAGAAGCACGCUUAGGCACGGGGGUGCCCCCAGCCCCUGCAGCCAGCGGCACUGUGCAGAUACACACGCAGACACUCGAUGGGUGUUUCCCUGAACCUGUGGUUACCUCCUCCUAGACGUCAGGUGUGCCGGCCUCCCUGCUAACGGGCAUGUAAAUUGUAUGUUCCUCUAGGAAGACAAUCUGGUAAAGCACAUCAAAGCUUCAUACUGUACAUAUUCUGUGAUCCAGUAAUUUUAUUGGAAACCUACAGAAGUGAUUGAGCUAGUGUGUAAGAAUGACCAGGCGGGGGCCCCAUUUUUAUAAUAUGAAAAAUAGGAAAAAAUGUAAAUAGGAAAUUUAUAAAUUUCUUAAUGGUGAACUUGUUAAAUUGUAUAUUUCUUGGGUGGGCUAUGAAUGCAUUGACUAGAAAUUGCAGCGAUGGAUUUGGGAAACAGUAUUAUCAAUGAAACAGUUGUUUCAGAAGAGAUAUAUUUUCUUGAUUUGUAUAAGUAAAAAAAAUAAAGGAAAUUGAUUGUGUCUAGACAUGCAUUAAAAUGUAUGGGA
Talpa occidentalis (Iberian mole) is the source of this 4008-nucleotide messenger RNA. RefSeq names its product transcription termination factor 1 (gene TTF1). Lineage: Eukaryota; Metazoa; Chordata; Mammalia; Eulipotyphla; Talpidae. The coding region runs from base 53 to 2281 and encodes 742 amino acids. The record is from RefSeq and is a predicted model, not a curated record. The transcript has 11 exons.